Molecule: messenger RNA, 895 nt
Organism: Ceratitis capitata (Mediterranean fruit fly)
Lineage: Eukaryota; Metazoa; Arthropoda; Insecta; Diptera; Tephritidae
Product: trypsin eta
Exons: 1
Coding region: 76-879 (267 amino acids)
Biological process (GO): proteolysis
Molecular function (GO): serine-type endopeptidase activity
Source: RefSeq, a predicted model, not a curated record
UUUUACAUUACAAUUAGUCUGUGCGCGUGCCUUUAGGAGCUUAGACUUAGCAGUGAGCAACAAAAACAAAUAGAAAUGUCACGCAUGAGUUGCGUUUUCACACUUGGCAUCGUCCUCACAGCGCUAACCGUCGCUACAACGUUAGAAAUACAACCCGCCAUCAUUGGGGGAAAUGCGGUUGACAUCGCCAAGUAUCCCUACCUCGUUUCCAUACGUUAUCGCUUGGAGCCCAACAUUGACCCAUAUUGGCAUAAAUGCGCAGGCGUCAUCCUAACGGAAACGGCUGUGCUCACCGCCGCACAAUGUUUACGUGAAAUCCUGACGGAACGUGUUAUGAUCGCUGUUGCCGCUAAUCAACGCAAAGGCAACGAAGGUAAACUCUACCCGGCUAGUAAAUGGGUUGAACACCCCAAAUUUUCUACCUACACUGCGGACUAUGAUAUUGGUUUAAUCUUCGUUGAUUUACCUUUUGAAUUCCACGGCAGCAGAACGAUGGCGCGCAGCAUUAGUAUACGUGCAGAGCGGCCUGCGGUAAAUCGUUUAGCUACUGUCGCUGGUUGGGGUUAUCGUGAGGAGUUUGGGCCAUCAUCUAAUCGCUUGGAGGAGACUAAAGUGCCUAUUGUCAGUCAGGCCGAGUGUGUCGACAUAUAUGGUGCUGGUGAGGUCAGCGAGCGCAUGAUCUGUGCAGGUAAUGUGCGUACUGGUGGUCAUGAUGCCUGUCAGGGUGAUACUGGCGGUCCGUUGGUAUAUGAGGGUGAGUUGGUUGGACUCGUCUCAUGGGGACGUGGUUGUGCACGUCCUGGCUAUCCGAGCGUUUACACAUAUGCCGCUAGUUUGAAGUCAUGGAUUGCUGAGGAGCUGCAGAAGGCGCAAGUGUGAGGAGAAAAUGUAGAAA